Molecule: messenger RNA, 3573 nt
Organism: Synchytrium microbalum
Lineage: Eukaryota; Fungi; Chytridiomycota; Chytridiomycetes; Synchytriales; Synchytriaceae
Exons: 18
Coding region: 1-3573 (1190 amino acids)
Biological process (GO): mitotic spindle organization; microtubule-based movement
Molecular function (GO): ATP binding; microtubule binding; microtubule motor activity
Source: RefSeq, a predicted model, not a curated record
AUGGCGGACGACAUGCAAGUAGAAGAAGGCCACCGCAGAAUCCAGGACUGUCCAGUCCAAGUAAUCGUUCGUAUCCGUCCACCACUGCAGCCCAGAAAACUCUGUCUAUCUCAAACCCCGGGACAACCACAAGUCCAACUAGCCAAGGAAAAUGCACCUGAACCUAGACUAUUCGCUUUUGAUUCUGUCUUUGGAAUGGAUUCAUCGCAGGCAGAUGUGUAUGACUCGAUAUCGCAUAUUGUCGAUGGGUUUGCCGAUGGGUAUAAUGCUACUGUGUUUGCAUAUGGUCAAACAGGAUCAGGAAAGACGUUUACGAUGGGGACGUCGAAUACAGCGGAUACGGUUGAGUUUGAUUGUGGUGUUGUGCCGAGGGUUACGAAUCAUAUAUUUCAGAAACUGGCGCUGAGGAAACAAGUGGAUCCAAGAGUCGAUUUCGUGCUCAAAGUCUCAUUCAUCGAGAUCUACCAAGAACAACUCCGAGACCUCCUGGUACCCGAGACCCGAGAAAUAUUCGUCCGGGAAGACAAGCACGGAGGCAUAACACUCCAAAACGUCCACGAAGAAAUCGUAUCCUCCCCCGAAGAUAUGCUCGCGUGUCUCGAAGCUGGAGCCAUCGAACGCACCACAGCCGAAACCAAAAUCCACGGCGCGUCAUCACGGUCGCACGCUAUAUAUACAGUCACGUUACAGGAACGCAUUGAUUCUUCGUAUGUUGCUGGAACCGAUAUUGCCGAUGACGAUGAAGUUGCGCCGGCUGAGAAUGUGGUUUUGAGAUGCUCGAAACUGCAUCUUGUGGAUCUUGCGGGGAGUGAGAGGUUGAAGAGGACGGGUGCGGAGGGUGUUAGGUUGAAGGAAGCUGUUAAGAUCAAUACAGGUUUGCUGGCUCUUGGAAACGUUAUUAGUGUGUUGGGCGCUGAACCAACGUCAACUGAGAAACAUGUGCCCUACAGGGAUUCUAAAUUGACGAGGCUGUUGCAGGAUUCGCUGGGUGGGAACGCACAGACCGUCAUGAUUGCUUGUGUUUCACCUACUGAAGACAAUCAUGAUGAGACGCUCAACACUUUAAAGUACGCAUACCGCGCCAAAAAGAUAAAAAACAAACCCGUAAUCAACACUGUAAACCACAACGCCGCAAAACUCGCAUCCAUGCAACAACGAGUCGAUUUCUUACAGGAUCGACUGAAACGAUAUGAAGAGGAGGAAGAAACUCGGCGUCAACAAUCUGCAUCGCCUGACAAGCCAUCAAAUACCACUAAUAAUACCAACGAGGAACGAAUGGUUACCAUUCAGCCAUCAUUUGUAAAUCCAGUGUUUGCACAUACGGGUGAUAACAGUGCUGAAGACGUUGUGGUGAGACCAAUAUUGCCAAGAUCGACGUCGAAUGAUAGUCAGUGGAUGCAGCAUUUUGUUGAUGAGUUGAGGAGUAGGACUAUACGAGGGACAAACGCUGUACAAGCUCUUAAAGUAGCCAAUUCGGAAAAAGAACGUCUGGCUGCUGAUCUCGUAACGCUUCAGCAGAGAUUGGUGGACGUCGAGAUCUCAAAUACGGAAUUAAGACAGAUACUAGAGUCUACCACUGACACCAAUCAAACCACGAUACAAACCUACCAGUCUGAUUUGCACCAAAUUGUCGACUUUGUGGUAUCAAUGGCCACCCAGCUUCCUGAUUUUAUAUCUGGGAUAAUCCAAAAGUAUCGGCCUGGCCAGCAACAACAGAAUGUGACUGACCAUAAAGAGCAGGCUGUUGAGAGUGCGAGCAAGCAGGUGCAGCAGGCACCACAAAAACCAAACCCCCGCGUGCUACGCCGUCUUAAAGCCCAAUCCACUGCCAAAAUCGCUGAAGCCGCCGAACCAUUACAUCCGUCACCACCACGACGCCCAGCCACAACUUCAACAAUCGAACGACGUGCCAAACAACUCGAAGAAGAAUUAGAGCAUGCCAAAACACUCUUACUACAAGAAGAAUCACGAGUUGAAGAAAAGAAGAAGGAUGUUGUUAAACUUGAACGAGUUAAUGCUGAAUUGCAGUUGGAGAAUGUGUCGUUAAGACAGACGCUGUCGAGGUCUGUUUCGCGUGUUGGAGGGUCAGUAGUAAAUGGUGAUUUGGCGAGGUCUAUGAUGAUGGUUGAUGCAAGUACAGAGACGAAAUCGGGACGUGCGGAUUUGGAGGAUGUUAAGCCUGCGCUGAGGAGAGCGUUGCAGUCUUUGGAGGCGCUGCAGAUGGCUGCUGAGCAUGAUCAUGAUGAUGAAAGCGCCGUGACGAGGAAUGAUCCAGAAGAUGUGUUUACUGUUCACAUAAGUAAUGCUUCUGCGGAUGAUCGAAAUGCCAUGAAUGCAGAAUCCAGCCACCAGACAAGUCGCAUGCCAUCCUUGAAUGAUUUGACUGGUGGAAUUGUCAAUGCACCAACAGUAAUGCAAGGUGAUGAGCAACUUGCGCAUGAUCUGGCUCACGCUGUCAAAUCAAAAGGUGAACUGGCGAGAGAGAUUUCGAGAGUGAAUAAAGAGAUGGUCCAAUUACGCCAUCAGCAUGCGGAGCAAGUAUACAAACUCGAAAAGGAUUUAGACGGCACACAACUGGAGAUUGCGAGAUUGCUCGAUGAUAUCAAGGAGCGAGAAGCCCUCAAGGAAAAGACGAGUGGGGAUCAUGAUCGGAAAGUGAGGUUGUUGGAGGGACAGCUAUUGAAAUUUAAGGCUCGACAAAAGGAUUUGGAUAAACAUGCCAAAGACAAGGAUCAAACGGAUCGAAAGAUUACUGAUUUGCAGGCUGAGGUUGAUAAGUUGAAGGAACAAGUUGCUGUGUUUAAGAAACGGCAGAAAGAUGAUACGGAAAAGUUGACUGAGCUAGACAAUAGACGAGCACGAGAAGUAGCAGCUCAUGCCAAACAACACGACGAAGAUGGUAAAAAGAUUCGGUCGUUAGAGGUUGCCAUUGAGAUGCAACGUAAGAAAUUGGACAGAAAGACGGAUGAGGUUGUUGCUGCUUCUAGUCGUAAACCACGGGUUGAUUCAGCCAAGAUGCGCUCUGUCAGUGUUGGCAAUGAUGUGGAGACGGUUGAUACAAUUGGUCCUGACGAGCCCAUGUCGACAGAAGAUCUGGACAAGUUUGAUACAAUGAUUCAGUUAGCUGGAGAUGAUGAGCAUGCUGUUGAGAUUUUAACUCGGCUGAAAUCUUCAUCAGUUCGAGAAGCACGUGUAGUGGCUGCAUCUCUGCUACGUGAUGUGGUUGAUAUGCGUAAACGGGAGAUAGAAUACGUGCAACAACAGCAAACUGCGAGCACUACUCAUGUCCCAACGACAACGACUGAAGUCCAAACCGAUGCACCUAUAACAAUCCCGGGUCUGCAUCCAGACAAUAGUAAUUUACAGACUGAGAAUGCACAAAUGAAAGCACGACUGAAGGAAGUCGUGGCAGCAAACCAGAGGCUGGGUAAAGCGCUAGAGAGACAGAAGGAGCGAGCACUGAUGGUUAAAGAGGCUCUCACUAAGAACGAGCUGGCACCGGGUUUGAUACAGCAGUUGAUAAAGGAGCCGUCGUUGAAGCAUACUGUGCCUCCGGUUGCUGGAGGCGCGUAG